AUGGAGCCAUGCGUCCUGCUGGAUCCUCACCAAAAAGCCCUGUACAGGGACGUCAUGCAAGAAAGCUACGACACCCUGAUGUCGCUGGAAUUCCCCUUCCUGAAAGCGGAGGUGAUCUCCCGACUGGAACGGCGUCGCAGAGGCUCCAAGGAGAGGGAGAUCCCAGCAGCGUCUGGCUCAGGUGAUGGGACGGCGAGUGAGACCGAGGAGGAGAAUCCCCCAAAGGAAGGCCCUGAGCCAGCGGAACCACGGGAGAUGCUGCCGGAAGGAUUUUCAGGAGCUGUUUGCCAGGGGCCUGCUGGGGUGAGGCUGGGAGGGGCAGGGAGGAGACAGGGCAAACCCGCCCCUCAGGGGCCCAGCCCCAAGAAACUGCAGGAUAUCACAGCUCACCAGCGAACGCCCCAGGGCCAGAAGCCCUACCGGUGCCAGGACUGUGGCAAGAGCUUCAUCUGGAGCUCGCACCUGGAGCGGCAUCGGCGCGUCCACACAGGCGAGCGCCCCUAUGCCUGCCCUGAGUGCGGUGAGAGCUUCACCCAGAGCUCCCACCUCCGGCAGCACCAGCUGGCCCAUGGCGGCGAGCGCCCCUACAAGUGUGGCGACUGUGGCAAGCGCUUCGGUGACCCGCCAGCCCUGGCGGCCCACCGGCGCGGCCACCUGGAGGACAAACCCUACCGCUGCGCCCAGUGCGGCAAAGGCUUCGCCUGGAGCUCCCACCUGGAGCGUCACCGGCGUGUCCAUACCGGCGAGCGGCCCUACCGGUGCAGGGAGUGCGGGGAGGCCUUCGCCCAGAGUGCCCACCUCACCAAGCACCGCCGGACCCACACCGGGGAGCGCCCCUACCGCUGCCCCCACUGCGGGAAGGGCUUCGGGGACAGCUCUGACCUCACACGACACAAACGGACCCACACAGACUGCAGGCUGGGCUCCAAGCCCCGGAGAGCCCACCAGGAGGGGACGUGCAGCUGCUUCAGGGAGAGCUUGGAGCUGCUUCAGGGUUCAGAGGCCCUGGGACCCCAGCCCGAGCGGAAAUCCCACCCCUGUGGGCACUGCGGGAAGGUCUUCGCCUGGAGCUCCCACCUGGAGCGGCACCGGCGCGUCCACACUGGCGAGCGGCCCUAUGCCUGCCCCGAGUGUGGCGAGCGCUUCGCUCAGAGUGCCCACCUCACCAAGCAUCGCCGGACCCACACCGGCGAGCGGCCCCACACCUGCCCCCACUGCGGGAAGGGCUUCGUCGAGAGCUCCGACCUGGCGCGGCACCGGCGCACCCACACCGGGGAGAAGCCCUACAGGUGCGGGCAGUGCGGGAAAGGCUUCAGUGUUCGCUCAGCCCUCACCAAGCACCACAGGGAGCACGCGGGGAGCACGCCAUGA
Molecule: messenger RNA, 1371 nt
Organism: Emys orbicularis (European pond turtle)
Lineage: Eukaryota; Metazoa; Chordata; Testudines; Emydidae
Product: zinc finger protein CKR1-like
Exons: 4
Coding region: 1-1371 (456 amino acids)
Biological process (GO): regulation of transcription by RNA polymerase II
Molecular function (GO): RNA polymerase II cis-regulatory region sequence-specific DNA binding; DNA-binding transcription factor activity, RNA polymerase II-specific
Source: RefSeq, a predicted model, not a curated record